Rhododendron vialii is the source of this 2100-nucleotide messenger RNA. RefSeq names its product F-box protein SKIP22-like. The transcript has a single exon. Gene Ontology annotation, molecular function: protein binding. NCBI's taxonomy places the organism in Eukaryota, Viridiplantae, Streptophyta, Magnoliopsida, Ericales, Ericaceae. The record is from RefSeq and is a predicted model, not a curated record. The coding region runs from base 131 to 1786 and encodes 551 amino acids.
UGUUAUUUGCAUCCAAAUCUGUCUCAAACCCACCCCCAAAUUCACUUCUCCGCUUUUCUUUCUGACAAAGAAAACAACUCGAUAAAGUUCCCUCUGCCCCAAUCGAAGUUUAAUCUGCUCGAUCGACGACAUGAAACUCAGACUAAGAUCUCUCGAAUCCCAAGAAACCCUCAAGAUCGAAGUACCCAAUCCCUGUUCCCUGCAGCACCUCAAAGAAGUCCUCACACAGAGAAUCUCUUCUUCUUCUACUUCUUCGUCCACAACUCCGGCUUCUCUACACCUCUCCCUCAAUCGGAAACACGAGCUCCUCGGUCCUUCGCCUCAGGACUCUCUCCUGUCCCUCGGUAUUACUUCAGGUGAUCUCAUCUUCUUCACUCUCAACCCUAACGCCUUUUCCCACGAAACUUUUAUUCCCGAAUCUGAUAGUAAUAAUGCUAACGAACCCAUGUCAUCACAGACCGUUAAUCCACAACCCAAUUCUCAGAACGAACGAACCCUUGAUCAAAACCUGGGUUUUGAUACCCACAAGGAAGAAACCCUAGUUUCGAAUACCCAUAUGGAAGAAACCCUAGUUUUGAAUACUCAUAUGGAAGAAAGCCUGAGUUCUGAGUAUGUGAAUGCCGAUACUCGAGAAUUGAGUACCGGGAAAGAAGAAACCCUGGAUUUGGAUUUGGGGAAGGGUGAGAAUAAGCAUCGAGGAGAUGAAAUCCUAGGUUUGGAUGGGCAGAUGGAGGAAGAUCCAGUUGUGUACGAAACGAAGAACAUGGAGGUUGAUGAUGGAGGGGCGAUACCGGAAGGGGGGAAGUCAUUUUCCGUGCCUUGUUUUCUUAGGAAAGUUUUUAGCAAGGAGGUUGGGGAAGGAGGCAGUGGCGAUCACAAGCUGUUGGUGAUUGCCGUCCACGCCGUUCUGUUAGAGUCUGGUUUUGUUGGGUUUGAUUCGGUUUCGGGGAUGAAGUUUGAAGGGUUUCAUUUUCCCGGCGAAUGGCCUUCCUCUGCGCUGACUAUGGCUUUGUGGUACACUCUUCCUCAGAUUGAUGAUCAGGGUAGUGGAGUUGCAACGGUUUUAUUGAAGUUUCGGAGAUUGGGAAAGUAUGUCAAUGUUUACGGAUCUUUGGCUGAGAAUGGUUCUGGGUUGUAUCGGGUGUGCUUGGAUGAGGACCGUUUGGUCUUCCUGUUGAAUGUUAUGUGGGCCAAUUGCAAUUCCGUUGAUGACCCGAGCGGAAAAGAUAGCUUAUCCCAGUUGUAUCCUGAAAGAGAAGUGUUUGAAUUUUGGAGGAGUGUAAAGGAUAGGCUUGCGUUGCCCCUCCUUAUAGAUUUAUGUGAGAAAGCUGAUUUGGCUCCUCCCCCUAGCUUUAUGCGACUCCCAACUGACCUUAAACUUAAGAUUAUGGAAUGUCUCCCUGGUGCUGAUGUUGCUAAAGUGGGUUGUGUGUGUUCAGAAUUGCACUAUUUGUCUUUAAACGACGAUUUAUGGAAGCAGAAGUUUGUGGAGCAGUUUGGCAAUGUGGAAGGAUUGCGGGGAGGGACCGACUGGAAAGAUAAGUUUGCUACAUUGUGGGAGAUUCGAAAAAGGACGAAGAUAGCUUUGUCUUUGAGGCUUCCAUCUCCGAUAGGAGGGCCUCAUUUUUUUGCACCUAGAUAUGUCAGAGACCCUCACCCUCUUACUUUUAGGGCUCCAAGAAUUAUAGGUGGAGAUUAUGACAUUGGUCCUGUUUUCCCACCUGGGCGGCCUGCUCUAUCUCCUAGUCGCCGGAAUGUCAUCCCCCGCUGUAAUCUUCGACUGUGAUGAAGAAGAAGGAUGCGUCACGGAGAUGCCUAGGGUCUUCUCUUUCCAACUUGUUUUUGAUCAGUCUUGCAUCAGUAUGCCGUGCCUAGAUUGAUGAUCGUGAUCUAUUUGGAGACAGUAUUAUGGAUAUAAUGAGUUCAUGUAUUUAACACUUGUCAAAUAAAAAAUAAAGUGCCUGUGUAUGUGUCGCCGUAUCGGUGAAUGUGUUGUCAGAUCUCAUGGAAUUUAGAAGGGUAUUAUGUUCUUUUGUUGUUAUGUCAAAAGACAAUCUUUGUUUUUGAUGUUUAAUGAAGCCUGGCAACUGUAUUCCUGUA